This is a messenger RNA of Aureobasidium musti, 795 nucleotides long. Lineage: Eukaryota; Fungi; Ascomycota; Dothideomycetes; Dothideales; Saccotheciaceae. The record is from the annotation of a GenBank genome assembly.
AUGUCAACAUCACCGCAUCAACUCUUCCUCCUCGCCGACCACAUCAAACUCUCCCUCCUCGAACGCCAACGCGCCCAAUCCCUCAAACUUCCAGGCAACAGCACGAAUGAUGGGCCCCUGACACGGUCAUUGGAGUCUCUGCGCGCUGGCAUAGAAGCCUUGACAUCCAAUGCUGAAGAGCAAGAGUCUUCGGGCGAACAUGUCUCCGACUUGCACACUCAACUGGACAAAUUGCGCAAACAAUACGAAGACCUGAACGCGCAGUUCAAUGGCCACACAACGACAACCUCUACCACAACGCCAAACGACAGUACGCGGGCCCCUGAUUUUGCAGCUGCGAAGUCCACACCCACGCGUAACAAAUCCGUCCGCUUCGAUAAACCAUACCGUGAUACCUCGCCUGAUGAUGCCAACCGUGGGAAACUCUUUACCUCGUCUUCCUCACAACCAUACACCGACGAUGAGCCUGCCGUACCGGAUCAGACCGACUUGUCCAACCAGCAAAUUCACGAAUACCAUAAACAAGUGUUAUCAGACCAAGAUGCUCAACUCGAUCAGCUAUCAAGCAGUAUAGGACGUCAAAGGAUGCUGGGUAUACAAAUGGGAGAUGAGAUGGAUGAUCAGAACGUCAUGCUCGAUGACCUGGAAAGCGGCGUGGAUCGCUUCCAAGGCAAUCUCGACCGUGCAAGAGGAAGACUGGGCAAGGUUGCGCGAAAGGCCAAGGACAAUUGGAGUUGGGUCACGAUUGGUGUCCUGAUCCUGAUUUUGGUAUUGUUGCUGGUUAUUCUUAAAUGA